AUGCAGCCGCAGCACCCCCCUGGCGCCGGCUACGGCCAGCCCGCCCCCUACGGCGCUCAACACCCGCAGCAGAUGUACCCGACUCCCCCGCAGCAGCCACCACCAAUGCAGCCCAUGCAACCAAUGCAGCCUGGCAACCCUGGUUUGCACCAAACGCACACCACGAUGCAGUCUGGAUAUCCUCACAUGCCUGCCAUGCAACCCGGUGCUGGCAUGGGGACUGCCAGUGACGUGGAUGGGUUCUUCUCCUCUGUAGCCACAAACUACAUAGGUAGUCAGUUCUUGCAGGGAGGCCAGAGCUAUGUGCAAAGGGUGCAACAGCGAAUGGGUUGGCUAUCAGGCUCGUUAAUGAACUACUACUUUGCCAUCAGUGGGGAGUAUGUUCAAAACAAGCUGCUGAUGUUGGCUGCACCCUACCUCCGGAGAUGGAGUUAUUCUCGGCUGCCAGAACAGAUCGCUGGUGGGCCGAAAUAUCGGCCCCCAAGGGCAGAUGUGAACUGCCCAGAUCUGUACAUCCCUCUGAUGGCGUUCUUCACAUACUGCUGGCUUGCCUGCCUGCCAGGUGUCCAUGAUGGCAAGUUCUCCCCCGACCUCAUGUAUGCCAGGGCUUAUAGGGGGCUGAUCGGUUGGAUCGUCUUGUUUCUGGUCCUGAAGUGCAUGGUGUACGCGAUGUCGUUACCAUCAUCAUUGCCGAUGUUGGAGGCGAUAGCAUUUUCAGGCUAUGCAUUUGUGCAGCUGUCAAUCAUGGCACUUGCAACCCUCUCUGGUGGUGAGCCCCCCUUGCUUGAGGACCCCCAUGCUCAAUGCUGUGGUGAUCCCUGA
This is a messenger RNA of Ostreobium quekettii, 822 nucleotides long. The record is from the annotation of a GenBank genome assembly. NCBI's taxonomy places the organism in Eukaryota, Viridiplantae, Chlorophyta, Ulvophyceae, Bryopsidales, Ostreobiaceae.